This is a messenger RNA of Dufourea novaeangliae, 1380 nucleotides long. Its product is annotated as prostatic acid phosphatase-like. The coding region runs from base 70 to 1296 and encodes 408 amino acids. The record is from RefSeq and is a predicted model, not a curated record. Gene Ontology annotation, biological process: dephosphorylation. Gene Ontology annotation, molecular function: phosphatase activity. Lineage: Eukaryota; Metazoa; Arthropoda; Insecta; Hymenoptera; Halictidae. The transcript is spliced from 7 exons.
AUCUGCUGACAGUUCUUAAGAUCUCAGUACGCGACCGUUCUACUCGUGCGACAGCUCGUGGGGAGGCGAAUGGUCAAUGGAAGGCGGUCCUCGAAAAUCUUCUUGAUCGUUUCAAUAAUGCUCGCGUGUAAACUCGUGAUCUUUGCGGUUGUCGUCUGUUCGUCGUCAGGAUCGCCAGUGACAAUCGACGAAGGCGCGACUAAUGACAAGAAUAAUGAGAAAAAAACUGGAGAUACUAGUCUGCGACUAGUAACAGUGGUAAUGAGGCACGGAGAAAGGGCGCCGCAAGACACCUACCCAAAUGAUCCUUACGUGAAUGACUCCAUGGAACCUUAUGGUUGGGGACAGCUGACAAAUGAAGGAAGAAGAAGUCAGUAUAAUCAAGGGAUUUUCCUACGUGAUCGUUAUAAUGAUUUUCUGGGACCAAUAUACAGUCCGAAUAUAUUUUACCUACAAUGUACCGCGGUUGAUCGUACAAAAAUGUCUGCUUUGUUGGAAGCAGCUGCUCUGUGGAAACCAAACGAAAAACAGUCUUUCAAGGCUGAUUUACCGUGGCAACCUGUUACCUUGUUUUAUCAACCGCGUAAUGAAGAUACGAUGAUGUUGAUAUGGGACACAUGCCCGAGAUACACCAAGUUGCGACACACGAUUACAUCUUUACCGGAAGUGCAAAAGGUUCAAGAUGAUAACAGCCAAUUGUACGAAGAGUUAACGAACUUAACGGGUAUGGCAAUUUCGUCUCCCGAGGAUGUUAAUUCAAUUUAUGGAACGUUGACGGCCGAGAAACAAAUGAACUUGACCCUCCCUGAAUGGACGAAAGAUUACUAUCCUGAUAAAUUGAUACCGUUGACAUUAUACGAUUUUCAACUGAACGUGUACAGUGAUGAUUUAAAAAGACUGAAAGGUGGACCUUUCCUUAAGAAGAUUGUCGUAGACAUGUUAGCGAAAAAGGACAAUAUUUUAGAGCCUGAGGACAGGAAAAUGUUCAUGUAUAUCGGGCAUGACAGUACCAUUGUAACUUUGUUAGACGUUAUGCAUGUGUGGAAUAACCAAAUGCCUAACUACAAUAUCAUGAUCAUGAUCGAAUUACACGAAGACAUAAAUGGAUGGAAUGUUCAGGUAUUCUUAAGAAACACAACCGAUCGUGAACCGUACCCUUUGACUAUUCCUGGAUGCACGACAAUUUGUCCAUUUGACAAAUUUGUAGAGAUUUUGAAACCAAUGAUACCAGACGAUUGGAAAGAGGAAUGUAAAGUAGAAGGGGAUUACACACCCCCACCCGCUCCAGUUCCUUGAUUAUAAUUACUUUAUUAAGAGCGUACGUGAUAUUUAGAAUUCCAUGUUGCAUUACAUGAAAAUAAAACGAAGAACGUCGGAAAC